Molecule: messenger RNA, 1080 nt
Organism: Amblyraja radiata (thorny skate)
Lineage: Eukaryota; Metazoa; Chordata; Chondrichthyes; Rajiformes; Rajidae
Product: zinc finger protein 239-like
Exons: 6
Biological process (GO): regulation of DNA-templated transcription
Molecular function (GO): RNA polymerase II cis-regulatory region sequence-specific DNA binding; DNA-binding transcription factor activity, RNA polymerase II-specific
Source: RefSeq, a predicted model, not a curated record
CCCUACGACUUCCUGGAGACCCACCGGCGGGUGCACACCGGCGAGAAGCCCUAUGGCUGCUCCACCUGCGGCAAGAGCUUUACCCAGUCGUCGGGGCUGUGGGUGCACCGGCGGGUGCACAGCAGUGAGCGGUCCUUCACCUGCCCCGACUGCAGCAAAGGUUUCAAGUCGUCCGCGGAGCUGAAGGUGCAUAGGCUGGUGCACACCGGGGAGCGGCCCUUCACCUGCAGCGACUGCGGCAAGGGCUUCACCCACUCCAGCAACCUGCUGGUGCACCAGCGCUCCCACACCGGCGAGCGCCCCUACACCUGUGCCCAGUGCGGCAAGGGCUUCACCCAGUCUACUCACAUGCUGAAGCACCAGCGCACCCACACAGGCGAGCGCCCCUACACCUGCACCCGGUGCGGCAAGGGCUUCACCCAGUCUACUCACCUGCUGGUGCACCAGCUCACCCACACUGGCGAGCGCCCCUACACCUGCGCCCAAUGCGGCAACGGCUUCACCAGACCCUACAGCCUGCUGGUGCACCAGCGCACCCACACCGGCGAGCGACCCUACACCUGCGUCCAAUGUGGCAAGGGCUUCACCCACUCUGGCAGCCUGCUGGUGCACCUGCGCACCCACACCGGCGAGCGCCCCUACACCUGUGCCCAGUGGCUACACCCACUCCAACAGCCUACUGUCCCACGAGCGGGUGCACGCCGUGACCGUCCCUUCCCCAGCCCGGUGUGUGGAGAGCGCUUUGCCAUGGCCAACCACACCCUGUCUCACCAGCAUGUGCACACCAGUGACCAGCCCUACGACUGCCCGUACUGCGGGGGUUACGGCAACACCAGCGGAUAUACAGACUGUGAUGGAGAAGAGUGUGGCAAGAGCUUCACUUGCUACGACAGCCUGCUGCGGCACAACUGUGUGCACUCCGGCGAGUGUCCCUGCGGCUGCUCCGACUUCGGAAAGAGCUUCAAGAUGACACAUGAGCAGAAGAUGCACCAGCGGGUGCACUUGGGCUGGAAGCCCUUCGACUGCUCCACCUUUGGCGAGACCUUUGCCCGGUCGUCGGGGCUAUUAUUAAGUGGAUAG